Messenger RNA from Salvelinus namaycush (lake trout), 4138 nucleotides. It is a transcript of the gene man1b1a, whose product is annotated as mannosidase, alpha, class 1B, member 1a. Gene Ontology annotation, molecular function: calcium ion binding; mannosyl-oligosaccharide 1,2-alpha-mannosidase activity. The transcript has 14 exons. NCBI's taxonomy places the organism in Eukaryota, Metazoa, Chordata, Actinopteri, Salmoniformes, Salmonidae. The record is from RefSeq and is a predicted model, not a curated record. Gene Ontology annotation, biological process: N-glycan processing; carbohydrate metabolic process. Gene Ontology annotation, cellular component: membrane; endoplasmic reticulum. Bases 540 to 2669 code for a protein of 709 amino acids.
CAUGCAAAACGAAUACGCCCAUUGGUGAGCUGUCAAUUUUUGAGGAUGCAAGCUGCAAUCAGCUAACCUCAAUUUUCACCAGUGGAGGUUAGUAAAAUUUACCACAUAGGGCACCCGAACCUAGAUAAACGUUGGUCUUUACAAAACCGUCCACUGUUUGGAGGCGAAAAAAAGUAAGAUAGCAAACUAGAGGCAGCUAUGGAAAGGCUAGCUAUCGUAAGCUAACAAUAUAUAGUAGCUAGCUUGCCAUGUUGUUGUUACUGGGGAAAUUAAAGCGAUUCUCUCUUCACUUGCGAGAAAUGCAGAUCAAUUGUCAACAGUACAAGUCAACACUAUGAUAGCUAGCUUUCCAAUGUUGUAGGUUAUAGGAUAGGUAGCUAGCGAGAGCUAGCUCAUCAUGACUCGCUCUUCCUAACGCGCCCGGAGAGUCAGUGUGACAACAGUCAGUGUGACAACAACGGAGGCUAACGUUCCCUACCUGGGUACAACGGGAAAAGUCCAGUGUCUUUGACAUAUGACGGUACCACUCAGCUGGAGAGAUGUACCCCCCAUCUAGAAAGGACUUCAUCGCGCUGACCCUCAGUGACCAACACAGCCGCAGCUACAACAACGGAAAGCACCGCCGCCAGUCCUGCUGGAGGAAGUGGAAGCAGCUGUCUCGGCUGCAGCGCAGUCUCAUCCUCUUCCUGCUGGCUCUGCUGCUGAUAUGUGGACUGCUGUCCUACCCAAGCUUCUCAGAGCAAUGGAGAGGCAUGUCGGACAGGGCGGUAAGGGAGGACUGGGAUGAAGACUGGGAAAGGGGCCUGAAACCCGUCCCUCCAGGGGUAAACCCUGUGGCUGGCCCAGCUGGAGGUCCGGUUGUGGGCCUGGCUGGUGUAGCGGUCGGCCCAGAGUUGGGUCUAGCUGUGGGUCCAGGACUCAUACCAGAGGUCAUUCCAGAACCCCGGAGGCCAAAGGUCCCCUCUAUACUCAAACCUCCAGCCAAGAAGAGACCAUUCCCCAACAAGAGAGGACCUCCAAGCCUGCAGAAGGAGCGGAAUGUAUCAGAUUCACUGGUAAAACCAGCUGAGAAAGUGCCAGUGGAGAAAGUGCCAGUGGAGAAAGUGCCAGUGGAGAAAGUGCCAGUGGAGAAAGCUGAAGAGGAGGAGGGAGAGAAGCCUCUUGUCAGCUGGCGAGGAGCCAUGAUCGAGGCAGACGAGGCUACAGAACCCCCACCCUCUGCCCAUGAGAAGGAUGCCGCUGUGCCUCCUGUGCCAGUCAACCCUGAGGACACAGCCCCACUGGCACCAGUUUCAGUGAAGCCUGUGGACAGGCUGGAGAUGGUGCGAGAGGCCUUUAGGCAUGCGUGGAAGGGCUAUAAGGAGUUUGCCUGGGGUCAUGAUGAGCUCAAGCCUGUGUCUAAGUCCUACGGGGAGUGGUUUGGCCUGGGCCUGACUCUCAUUGAUGCUCUGGACACAAUGUGGAUCCUGGGACUGAAAGAAGAGUUUGAGGAGGCGAGGAAGUGGGUGGAGACUGAGUUGUCAUUCUCUAAGAAUGUGGACGUGAACCUGUUUGAGAGCACCAUCCGGAUCCUGGGAGGCCUGCUAAGCACCUACCACCUGACUGGUGACGAGAUGUUCCUGGAGAAGGCUAAAGAUAUUGGCUUAAGGUUGAUGCCUGCUUUCAAAACCCCCUCCAAGAUCCCCUUCUCUGAUGUGAACAUUGGGAAGGGCACGGCCCACCCCCCUCGCUGGACGUCCGACAGCACCCUGGCCGAGGUCACCAGUGUCCAGCUGGAGUUCAGAGAGCUCAGCCGCCUCACCCAGGACCCGCAGUACCAGGAGGUGGUGAAUGAGGUGAUGAGGCUGGUCCAUAAGCUGCCAGGGAAGCAUGACGGCCUGGUGCCCAUGUUCAUCAACACCAACAGCGGCCAGUUCACCCACAAAGGAGUCUAUACCCUGGGGGCCCGGGCUGACAGCUACUAUGAGUACCUGCUCAAACAGUGGAUCCAGGGAGGGAAGACGGAACCAGAUCUGUUGGAGGACUACCUGGAGGCAAUAGAGGGGGUCAAGAAGCACCUGCUGAGAACCAGUGGCCCCAGAAAGCUGACCUUCGUAGGGGAGCUCAACCACAAUCGCUUCAACCCCAAGAUGGACCACCUGGUGUGUUUCCUGCCUGGCACGCUUGCGCUGGGUGCCCACAAUGGGCUGCCAGAGGAUCACAUGGAGCUAGCCCUGCAGCUGAUGGAGACGUGCCACCAGAUGUACAUCCAGAUGGAGACGGGCCUGAGCCCUGAGAUCGCCCACUUCAACCUGCAGCCCUACGACGGGCGAGACGUCGACGUCAAGCCUGCAGACAGACACAACCUCCUGAGACCAGAGACCGUGGAGAGUCUGUUCUACUUGUACAGGUUCACUAAGGACGCCAAAUACAGAGACUGGGGCUGGGACAUUCUAGAGAGCUUCAACAAAUAUACCAGGGUGCCAAGUGGAGGCUACACUUCCAUCAGUAACGUGCGCGACCCCGUGAACCCGGGUCCGAGGGACAAGAUGGAGAGCUUCUUCCUGGGGGAGACGCUCAAGUACUUCUACCUGCUGUUUUCAGACGACCUGGAGCUGCUCAGCCUGGACAAGUACGUGUUCAACACAGAGGCCCACCCACUACCCAUCUGGCAAUUGCCCCCUGUCUGAGACAGGAAGUGAUGUCAUAGAGAAGUAGCAUACCACGAGAUCCCAGGGUUUGAACUUCCUAGCUGUUGCCUUCUCAAGGGAUCCAGCUUGACUCACUGUGCACAGUAGAAGACAAACUCGUCAAUGGGUUUUCAAGUGGAAAGGUUUUCCUUGGAAGGGGGGGGCAUAGAGCUGGUCUCUUGUACAAAGCUUUUGUAGUUUGGAGUAGACACACUUGAGAAUCUUGAUGGCUUGCUGUUCAGUUGAAAAGAAACAAGAAGUGCGAAGGUCUCCAGAAUCAGCUCAACAGAAACUAGACUGAGACUCCCCCAGGUGCCAGUUUGAUUAUUUUCUGACACUAAAAGUAGUAUAAUCCUCUCCCCUCCCCGACCGGCUGACGAAGGAUAUGUAAUAAGGUGGAAGUACCAGGAGAGGAUUACGCUUUCCCAUUGAUUUGUCCUAUACAUUUAUGUUAGAGCAUUGUUUACCCUGAAGGGAGUACUGAAUACAUGGGUUGCAUUGUUGAGAGCCUUUAAUGGUAGGUGAAACACUCCUACCCCAUAGGUCUUUCAGGAGUUCCUCUCCUUGAUAGCCAUUACCACAGAAAUAGAAUGAGUAGAAUGGGCGUCGCCAUUUACGUCAGUUAAUCCAUAAUGGGUGGACUGGCGGCCAUUUUGUGUGUUCAUUCUAUUUCUAUGGGCCUUACACCACUAGUUACUACUGUCGAUGUGGAGGACCAGUUGAAGUAGCCUAUAGUACCGUGACUGUGAAGCUCCUGUGAUGAAAAAAUGCUUUGCACUUUCAACUCUAAAAUGUAAGGAUUUGUCUUUUUGUAUAUUUAAGUGGUGUGGGAGUAGAUUUGAGUAGUGAUGCAUGCAGGUGAUUCUGCGUGUUUUAGCUGAAUAGAUAAAAACCAACACUGAUGGCCUAUGAAUGAAAUGCCAUUAAUCAUUGUUGCACAUGGGACCACAGCCUACAAUGACAGUUCUUUUUUUUAAUGUAUUUAUGGUGAAUGUGUCUUUUUUUUCCAUCUUUUUUUUUUAAAAUUGUUUUGUUUUUUUGUUUUUCAUGAUGACUUCAUGAUGACAACAAGUCUAACCCUCCUGUUUCAUGGGAUUGUAUGAAGGGUAAUUGGGAAUGUAAUCGAGGUAAUGAAGUAAUGGCACGUUUGUAUACUUUUAAAUGUGAUUUCGCCAAUGCAGACAUAAGUUGUGUAAAUAACUCAAUAUUGCUGUGUUAUGAGAAUUUCAUGCAUAUUUCAUUUGGGACCAUGUGUCUGUGUAUUCGUCUCAUCGUGAGGGAGUUAAGGUUUAUGCAAUCGACUUGUAGGCAAGUCUCUCAUGACUGAACUGCGACAUUUUGGGUUCUGGUUUCCUAGAUUAAUCGACUUACCACAGCCUAAUUAGAGUGCUGCCACUAAGAAUUCUCAUGUUUGGGUUCUGGGUAGAAUAUAUUCUUGUUGCUUGAAUUAAAUCUGUUACAAAGCCAGA